Kwoniella shivajii is the source of this 1650-nucleotide messenger RNA. RefSeq names its product aspartyl/glutamyl-tRNA(Asn/Gln) amidotransferase, B subunit. The transcript has 11 exons. NCBI's taxonomy places the organism in Eukaryota, Fungi, Basidiomycota, Tremellomycetes, Tremellales, Cryptococcaceae. The coding region runs from base 1 to 1650 and encodes 549 amino acids. The record is from RefSeq and is a predicted model, not a curated record. Gene Ontology annotation, biological process: glutaminyl-tRNAGln biosynthesis via transamidation; mitochondrial translation. Gene Ontology annotation, molecular function: glutaminyl-tRNA synthase (glutamine-hydrolyzing) activity. Gene Ontology annotation, cellular component: glutamyl-tRNA(Gln) amidotransferase complex; mitochondrion.
AUGAUUAUCCUACCUCGAUGGGGUCUUACAAGACCGAUUAUCAAUGGGAUCAUCUCUCCCAAAUGCAAUGUCAGAUGUUAUGCGUCUUCCAGUAAAGCUACUCUAGGACAUCGUGAAGAAGAAGAAGAAGGAGAAGGAGAAGGAGAAGGAGAAGAGAAGGGUUGGGAAACAGUUGUAGGAUUAGAAAUUCAUGCUCAAUUGAAAACUGGCAGAAAAUUAUUCUCAACCGCUUCUACUUCUUAUGGUGAGACUCCAAAUACGAAUGUCAAUUUACACGAUUCUGCUUUUCCUGGAACAUUACCUGUCUUGGACCUACAUGCUGUUAGGCUAUCGCUCAUCACGGCUCUAGCACUGAAAUGUCAAGUAAAUCCAAGAUCUACUUUUGACAGGAAACAUUAUUUCUAUCAUGAUAUACCAGCUUCAUACCAAAUCACACAACAUUACAACCCAUUAGCAAGGAAUGGGAAAUUACCAAUCAUAAAAGGGGAUAACAACGUGAAGAGAUCCUUUGAUGUUGGGAUACAUCAGCUACAAAUCGAGCAGGAUACAGCUAAAAGUCAAACUGUUGGAGAGAACGUUCUGGUUGAUCUGAAUAGAGCAGGAACUGGUUUAAUGGAGAUUGUUACUGAACCAGAUAUGCGAUCAGCAGAAGAAGCGGGAGCUUUUGUGAGGAAACUUCAAGGCUUAUUGAGAAGGUUGGGUUCAGGUGAUGGUGAUAUGGAGAAGGGUAAUUUACGAGUUGAUGUCAAUGUUUCCGUACAUCGACAUGGUACACCGUUUGGUACUAGAUGUGAGAUCAAGAACAUCAAUUCAGUCAGAUUCCUACAAGCUGCUAUUGAAUCAGAGAAAAAACGACAUAUCUCACAUUAUCUUACAUCACCGUCGAUACCAUUGAAACAAGAAACAAGAGGAUUGAAUGAAUUGACAUUGCAAACUUUCUCCUUGAGAUCUAAAGAAGUAGCGACGGAUUAUCGUUAUAUGCCAGAUUCGAAUUUACCUGCUAUCUCAGUUGAUCCUGGAUAUAUAGAUAAAUUGCAAGACGAAUUACCUGAGAUGCCAUGGGAUUCAGUCGAUCGCUUGAUGAUUUUAUACGGAGUAUCAAAAAGAGAUGUCGAAACUCUGAUUGGAUUAGAUGAAUAUCAUUUCCUGGGUAUAAAAUAUUAUGAAGACGUCGUUAAAGGAGAUGAUAAGAAAAUAGCUAAGAAAGCUAUGAACUGGAUCGUCCAUGAACUCUUGGGUCAAAUUGGGAAAUCAGGUAUCACAUGGUCACCGACAUUGAUCCCAGCUGAAUUAAUGCGAGAAUUGGUCAUCGCAGUAGAAAUCAAUAAAAUAACUGGAACAACAGGAAAAUCAUUGAUAAAACACUUGAUUUCGAUGUCCAUUCCACCUACCACGGAAUCCACUCCCAGUUUUACGACACUAGAAGAAGCGCUCGAAGCUGCAGGUUUGAAGAUUGACGAUACGGUGAUUGAUUUAGAAGAAUUAAGUAGAAAAGCAAUUUCAAAUCAACCUAAAUCAGUUGCGGAUUAUAAAAAAGGAAAUGAAAAAGUUAUCAUGAGGUUAAUUGGUGAAGUCAUGAAAUUAAGUAAAGGGACUGCUGAUGCGAAGAAAGUUAAAGAUGUUCUAGUGAAAUUACUGAACGAAAUAUAG